UGAAAUCAUUGCUUUUUAAAUAUUUGAUGUAAAACUUGUUAGAACUCCCUAUAAUCUGUUCUAUCACAUCUCAAACAACCUGACUUUUUGGGCUUCAGGGUUUGGCAUUACCAAUUGCUAAAACAAAUUAAUAAACAAAAAUAAAAACAUAAUUUUUAGCUCACAAACUCUCUUUAACAAUGAACUCAAAAUAAAAUAAAAUUCUUUUUAAUUAUAUGAAAUUUUAUCUAUUUUACAUAGGAAAUUCACAUAAAAGCACAAUUUGGAUCCCAUUCCAACUAUAGGUGAGUUGAUUAAUAAAGCUUAAAAAAGGCUUUUAUUUAUUUACUUACACCAAUUUUAUUUCUCAACUAAAGAUAAGGAAGUAACUUAAAGGAUUGUAUAUUUCGAAGUAUUUUAAAAACUAUUGACAUGUUUUAUGCUAUUUAAUGUGAAGGGAUGUUGCAUUACCAAAGCUUAAACAAUUUCAAUAUUUUAUUCUCUUUAUUUUUAAUUUUAAGUUAAUUGAAAUUUGGAAUCAGUAUUAAAACAACUUUUAUCAUCAUAUUCAAAAUUAUAUACAUCGAAAAUUCGAACAUCUAAUAUUAUAUUUAAAUUAUGCCGUAUUACACUAAUAUGAUAAAUAAUGUUGAAAAUUAAGUAUUUUUUUUCAUUGCAAAUAAAUGUUAACAUCCUUACCUUGAAAUUUGAACAACAUAUCAAUAAAUGAAACUAUAUAUAUUUUACUACUAUGGGUUGGUUCGUAGAGUUUAUGUCUAGUGAUGAAUUUUAAAAGUUUAAAUUUGAUUUCUACUAUAAUAUAUUUUGAUUAUAUUUAACUAUAUAUUUAUAAAACUAUGUCUUACACUAAAAAGCUCACAUCUUGUUGCCAAGCCUUAUCCUACACUAUAGCAAGCUGCCGGUGGAUUAAAGAAAUACAUAACUAACUUGUAUUAGAAAAAUAUGUUAUGUUGAUUGUUGACAUAGUUUGAAAUUUAAUUUAACACUACACUAUAUUAGAAAAUUAGGAGUUGUUUCAAGUUUAACUUCCAUUGUUUUAUACACGAAAGAAAACCCUAUUUUCACAACAAAACAAUAUAAUAGAAAAGUAGAUGUCAAUUAGAUCAAAUCUUUUAGUUGAAUUAAUAAUAAUAAUAUAAAAGUAAGAAGAAAAAUUAUGUAGGAUGAUUACAUUUGAUGUAAGUGGUGGGCAAAAUGAACCAUCCUCUAUUAUUAUAUUAUUUACAUUUUACCAUCCAAAAGAAAAGAAAAACUAUUGAUUUGAUUGGACUUCCCCUUUAAACAAUGGUUCUUAAUAAUUAAACUUCAUUUAAACCCCCCCCCCCCCCCCCCAAUAAAGUAAAACAUUAUACGGUAAAAAAAAAAUGUGGAAUGGGUCCUUAAAACUAUGGAAUUCCUUACCUAAUAAUUUAUUAAAAAUCUAUAAAAUAUGUAUAUAAAAAAAUCUAAAUUAUCACUCUCCAAAGUCUAAACAAUCAAAUUAGUUAAUAACACUCCUAAGUUAGAAAUAAAUAAUAAUAAUAAAAAAAAGAUUAAAAUAGGGGUUAUUUUUAAAAGGAAAAAAGAAAAAGAGAGAGGGAGAAAAAGGUGAAGGUGGCGUCUCGUUUUGAAAUGAAAUACAGAAUUGAAUUGAAAUAUCCAAAGCCGAAGCCGAAGCCGAAGCCGAAGCCAAAGCCAAAGCCAAAUACAUUAUAUCUUUAUUAUAUUUAUUAUUUAUAGUUAUUCCCUUUCUUCCUCACAAACCUAAAUUAAACUUUGUCACUGCCACAGUUUCAAGAAUCAUUCUUUCCAAUUUCCAUUUUCCAAUUUCCAUUUCCAUUCCACUCAUCUUCAUCAUCAUCAUCAUCAUCAUCUUCUUCUUCUUCUUCUUCUUCUUUCUUGAUCUCAUCUCAUCAGUCAUCUGUUACUGUGAAAUGAGACAGAAUUCCACUUCAUUGCACACAAUUGCUUUUGCUCUAAUAAAAUUUUCUUCUUUUUCCCAACACUGCAUAAUCCCCACAUCCCAUAACAACUAUCUCUCUCUCUCUCUCUCAAUUUCAUCAUAAACACACCCUCUUGGCUCUUUCUAUCUCAACCUCUCUUCUUCUAAUUUCCUCUUAUCACCUUUUUUUUUUCUUCUUUUUUUUUCUUUCUUAUUGAGCUUUUUCCAAUCAACAAAAUGUUGGGUCUUCGAGAUGUUCUGUUUAUAGCUCCCACACCCUCUUCUCUUCACCAACAGACCCAAAUCAUUUCUUCUGAUCAUCAUCCAUCUCUUCCUCUCCCCUCCUCCACCGCUCUCGGCGUUAGCGUCGGCAUUUUCCCCCUUCUCGCUGCAACCCCAUGUCUCCCUCCCUCCCAGCCCCCGCCAAAUAAUCACACACCUGACGAUGUCACCGAUCGUACUCGCACUUUCGACAAUCUUAAGAGAACCCAAGAUUUUGGCUUUGGAAAAGGAGAAUCCUUGAUCGGCGGUCCCGGAAAUAAUGGCUCCGACGAACAUGUGAAAGGCGACGCUGGGGAUGGUUCUAUGGCUGUAUGUAGGGACUGUGGAAACAGAGCAAAAAAGGAGUGCGAGUAUCGGAGGUGCAGGACUUGUUGCAAGGGACGUGGGAAUCAUUGCUCUACGCACGUGAAGAGCACGUGGGUGCCCGCGGCUCGCCGCCGUGAGCGGCAGAUGUUGGUGGUUAUGGACGGCGUUGCCACUGCUAGUGGCGACGGAGGGUCUUCCGGUUCUUCUUCUGCUGGUGCUAAAAGGCCUAGAGUUUUGAUUCCUUCACAGAGUGCUGCCGCCGCCGCCGCCGCUUCCACCUCCAAUGCCACCACUCCCCGGAGCUUUGAAACAACCUCUAGCCAUCAGGAUGCAAGCUUCAAGAAGUCAUUACCGGGGCAUGUUCGAGCUCCAGCCGUGUUCAGGUGCCAUAGAGUGACUGCCAUUAGCAGUGGUGAAGGAGAGUUAGCUUACCAAGCAACAGUCAAUAUUGGUGGUCAUGUCUUCAAAGGCUUUCUCUAUGAUCAAGGAGCUGAUGACAAAAAUGCAUUCCCAUCUAUUUCACAUCUCCAUUUGGACAGUGGUAACCACCACAGGGAAUAGACAUUCCUUCUCUUCAUUCUUCUCCAAUUCUCCCUCUGAUCACUCUUCUCCUCCUGAAAACUCGGUCUCGACCACUUGAAAAAAAAUGAUAUCUGUGCUAAGAUUUCAGAGGUCUGUUGUGUUAUCUACAAGUUUUAUAUAGUUGUUAUCAUGGUAGUAAUGCAAUGAGUCUUGCACUAAAUAGACCACAAAAGUGCAUAGUGGUAAUAGAAAUUUUCUGUUCUAUAGUUGUUCUAGCCUUAAGCUAGGUUUAGUGUAAGAUUUAUCAAGUUCAAAGAUAGUUGGAUAUUGGUCUUCUGUAUAUUGUUUAGAAGAUGUGUAACUUUCAUCUAUCCAAAUAUCUGCCGAAACAAGUUAGCUUGUCUUAUUUCAUAGCAGCUGUAUUAUAGUUGGGAUACAAGAGUUCGAUCUCUUCUGUUA
This is a messenger RNA of Cucumis melo (muskmelon), 3490 nucleotides long. Its product is annotated as protein LATERAL ROOT PRIMORDIUM 1. The coding region runs from base 2159 to 3070 and encodes 303 amino acids. The transcript is spliced from 2 exons. Gene Ontology annotation, biological process: positive regulation of DNA-templated transcription. Gene Ontology annotation, molecular function: DNA binding; DNA-binding transcription factor activity. Gene Ontology annotation, cellular component: nucleus. The record is from RefSeq and is a predicted model, not a curated record. NCBI's taxonomy places the organism in Eukaryota, Viridiplantae, Streptophyta, Magnoliopsida, Cucurbitales, Cucurbitaceae.